AUGAACACCAUGGAAGUGCAGGAGCGAAACGCGAAGCCCACAAUACAACAAGAUUUGAUUCAGAAGGUCAUUGGAUCGUUCGGAAAAUAUCAUCUUUGGCUAUGUCUCUUGAUAUUCUUAACGAAGUUCCCAGUGGCUUUCCACCAAAUGGCCAUUUUGUUUUUGUCACCAAAGGUGUCAUAUAGCUGUGGCGGUUCAGAACUUAAUAAUACAUGCCCGUGUCCUGACCCAGUCUACGACACUUCAAUAUUCUCGAGUACUAUCAUAACAGAAUGGGAUUUGAUCUGUGAUAGAAAAUGGCUCACCAGCUUUACGCAGACAAUAUUUCAAUUAGGAACAUUAUUGGGCAGUGUUUUCUUUGGUAUGGCGUCAGACAGGUUUGGAAGAAAAUGUCCUCUUCUAGUAGCUGUAGUGAUGCAAAUAGCGUGUGGUGUGGGGGCUGCGUUUGUUCCAGACUACUGGUCAUUCACCUUUUUACGAUUUGUCAUCGGGAUGUCAGUGGGAGGCACCAUGGUUACUGGAUUCGUCAUCGUUAUGGAGUUCGUGGGCACACAGUACAGAGAUCUCAUCUCAGCUCUUUACCAAGUGCCAUUUAAUUUGGGCCAUAUGUCAUUGCCACUUUUCGCAUAUUUCUUCAGAGAUUAUUCUGAUUUUCAAUUAUCAAUUUCUGCACCGGUAGUAAUUCUGCUAUCAUAUUUCUUCCUCAUACCGGAAACGCCAAGAUGGCUGAUAGCAGUGAAACGUACAGACGAAGCUAUUGAAGUAUUGGAACGAGUUGCUAAAGUAAACAAUCGCCCUACGGAUAAUAUCAGAGCAGAUAUCGAGGCAUACCAGGCAUCUUUAGAGAAACACCAACUGAGGAAAGGAAACUUUUUGGAUCUCUUCAGAACUCCGAAUCUUAGAAAGAACAUUAUAGCCAUGGCAUUUAACUGGUUGGCCUGCAGUUACUGUUUCUAUGGUGUUUCACAGUAUGUGGGUCAGCUAAGUGGCAACGUUUUCAUAAACGUAGCGUGCAGUGCAAGUGUCACUUUACUCGGCACGUUCUUAGCCAUACCUUUGAUGAAAGUUAUGGGGAGAAAAACGAUCGUAAUUACAUUCCACAUUAUUUGUGCAGUCUGUUUAUUGAUAUUGGCAGUGAUACCAGAAGGAGUGGGCUCAGUAAUUAGUGCCAGUAUAGGGGUAGUUGCCAGUUUUAUUGUAUUUUUGGUUGUAUAUCUAUAUUGUACCGAGAUGUUUCCAACUGUUGUUAGAAAUGCUGCUCUUGGUUUCUCCUCGAUGGCAGCUCGGAUUGGUUCUAUGGUAGCACCUUUUGUGAUAGGAAUGAGAGAUACAGCGCUGUGGAUGCCCCCAGUGGCGUUUGCUAUUCUGCCACUGUUAGCAGCCUUUAUAACUAUUUGUCUACCAGAGACUAAAGGUUGUGAACUGACAACUACUAUAGAAGAGGGUGAAGCGUUUGGGAAAAAAACGAAGCCUCUAAAACAAUAG
Molecule: messenger RNA, 1485 nt
Organism: Spodoptera littoralis (African cotton leafworm)
Lineage: Eukaryota; Metazoa; Arthropoda; Insecta; Lepidoptera; Noctuidae
Source: the annotation of a GenBank genome assembly